UCCAAUAUUCAUGGAUUCCUCUGAAUUUGAAGGUCACUUAACUCACACAGCUCAUAAAAGAAGAUGUCUCCGGGAGAUAUAGGACCGGAAUCGCCUUAUGAAAAACAACACUUGAUUCCAAUUUCCGAUCACAAAGAUCAUCGUGUCACUAAAUCCGCCGACCAUGGACACCGGGGAGAGUUCGUCGUCAAGAUCGACGGCAACAAUGAGUGUAACAACAAGAACAACAUCAAUGUUCUUCACAGUAAAGAUGCCAAGCAAGUUGCAGAGCCAAUCGAGAGUAAGUCAUGGAAGGAAUCCAGUUACGACUUCCGGAAAGAAGAUGGUACGGUAUGCAGAGAUGGAGAUAGUAGUUCCUUCUUUCGUCAGCGCCUGGGGAUUGUGGAGGAUCCUCCGUCGAGAUUGAUUGAACAGUUCUUGUACAAGAAGAAGGCUUCCGGGGAGAUAGCUCUGGAUAUGGAUUUGGAGAUGGACGAACUUCAGAUUCGAAGCGAUCGAUUGUCGAUGAAGCCCAACUGCCAAGUGUCCGAUGAUGAUUCAUCCGAUGAGGAGCAGCAGGACAAAACUCAAAUACCACCACCAGGCAGCUGUGGGUCUUCGAAUCUAAACGUUCAUGAAGGUGGUGGUGGUGGAAGAAGUGGGGUGGUAAGAUGUACGUCAAAUGCAGGGUUCCGGCCAGCUUCGGCAGGCGUCUUGUUGAGGACUAGGACAAGGUCGAGAUUGAUAGAUCCUCUGGACGAACAACUAGAACGAAGAUCUAGUAGAAAUACACCAAAAUCAUCAGGGAAGCUAAAUUUGGGUAUGAUAGUCGAUGAGGAGGAAGAUGACCUUUCCUUGGAGGACAUCCCUGAGGAAUUGAGAAAAGCAAAGCUAAGUGUAUUAACACUAUUUGAAUGGGCUAGUAUCAUUUUGAUCAUCUCUUCCUUUGUUGCUAGUCUUACAGUCCCUCGUUUAGAGAAGAAGCUUGUUUGGAACCUCCAUCUAUGGAAAUGGGCAAUUAUAAUGCUGGUUCUUCUCUGCGGACGGUUAGUCUCUGGCUGGACAAUACGGAUUGUCAUCUUCUUCAUUGAGCGCAAUUUCAUGUUACGGAAGAGGGUUCUUUAUUUUGUUUAUGGAGUGAAGAAGGGUUUCCAGAACUGUAUUUGGUUAGCUCUGGUUUUGAUUGUUUGGUAUGCUAUGUUGUAUAAGAAGGUGGAGCAAGAGAGUAAUGCUAAAAUCAUAUCAUAUGUUACCAAGAUUUUGGUGUGUCUCUUAGUGAGUACAUCUAUAUGGUUGGCGAAGAGCCUCCUGGUUAAGAUCCUUGCAUCAACCUUCCAUGUGAGAGCCUAUUUUGAGCGGAUCCAGGAUUCAUUGUUCAAUCAAUAUGUGAUCGAGAUACUCUCUGAAGCUCCUUCGAUUGCAACUCAGCAAACACGAGAAGGGAAUGAAAGUUGUAUGGCUGAGAUUCGAGAACUGCAGAAUGCAGGAGCAACCUUGCCAGAUGACCUUAGAGAAACUGCAGUUUGGGCCUCGAUUAAGGGUGCUGGGAAGGCGAUAGGACCACGGAGGAGCCCUAGAAUUGGCAAGCAACAAGAUGAGGGGAUCACUAUUGAUGAACUUCACAAACUGAACCAAAAGAAUAUCUCGGCAUGGAACAUGAAGAGGAUGAUGAAUAUCAUUCGGCGUGGAGUCACGUCCACAAUAGAUGAGCAUAAAUUAGAUAAAAAUCAUCACCAAUAUGAUACUGAAGUGUCAAAUAUCCAGAUCAAAAGUGAAUUUGAGGGGAACGAAGACUUGAUAGUAAUUAUAGAAAUCAUAGACAUAUUCAACAGGGUUAUUGGGUCAUUUCUUUCUAGGUACAUCUACCUAGAGGAUCUGAUGCGUUUCAUGGGAAAAGAUGAAGCUGUUAAAACUAUGAACCUCUUUGAAGGAGCAAAAUUAGAUAACAAGAGAAUCAGCAAGUUUGCUUUCAAGAAUUGGGUGGUUAAUGCAUUUAGAGAGAGGAGAGCCCUUGCUUUGACAUUGAACGAUACAAAAACAGCAGUAAAAAAACUUCACCAUAUGUUGAACAUCAUAGUGGGAAUCAUAAUCACCAUUACUGGGCUUCUGAUAUUGGGAAUUGCUACAACUCAUCUCCUUGUCUUCAUUAGCUCUCAACUCCUACUUGUGGUGAUCAUCUUUGGGAACACCUGCAAGACUACAUUUGAAGCAAUCAUUUUCUUAUUUGCAAUACACCCAUUUGAUGUUGGUGAUCGAUGUGAAGUAGGUGGAGUUCAGUUGAUAGUAGAGGAGAUGAACAUCUUGUCUACAGUGUUUCUAAGGGAUGACAACCUGAAGAUCACAUACCCGAACAGUGUUCUUGCUAUUUUGCCUAUCAGUAACUACUACCGUAGUCCUGACAUGGGAGAUGCCAUUGAUUUCUGCAUCAAUGUUUCCACUCCACUUGAGAAGAUUGCUAUCAUGAAACAAAGAAUAAUAAGGUAUACCGAGAUGAAGGAGAACUAUUGGUGUCCUGGUGCAAUGGUUGUGCUAAGGGAUGUUGAAGACAUGAAUAAACUGACGAUAUCAGUCUGGUUAUCACACCGAAUGAAUUUUCAAGACAUGGGGGAGAGGUUCGUGAGGAGGGAACGCUUGAUAGAGGAGAUUAUGAAAGUUCUUAAGGAGCUUGAUAUUGAAUACCGAAUGUUACCUGUUGAUGUCAAUGUUCGAAAUAUGCCAGCUUUAGCCUCUACACGACUUCCAUCUAAUUGGACUGGUUGAUCCUCUUGACAGCUACAGAUGCAAUGUCCUCAACAACAAAAGGAGUGGUGAGAGAUCAAGCUAUAUGAGGGCAGAUAUAGGAAGGCAUUUGAGGUACUGAUGAGGGUGGGAAGAGUAUGUGAGAUUAAGUGAUGUAGUAUUUGUUUUCACCCAAAAAAAACAAAAAAUGUAAUAUUUGUUAUAUUGAUAGGAAUCUACUCUUUCCAUCGCAUUAUAUAUGGCUGGGAAAACGAGAUUAGAAUCCAUCCAAGAUGUAGUAUUUGAUGAAUUUACUUAAUACAUAUUGCUUUUCCGUUUA
Messenger RNA from Macadamia integrifolia, 3037 nucleotides. RefSeq names its product mechanosensitive ion channel protein 6-like. Lineage: Eukaryota; Viridiplantae; Streptophyta; Magnoliopsida; Proteales; Proteaceae. Gene Ontology annotation, biological process: transmembrane transport; monoatomic anion transport. Gene Ontology annotation, molecular function: mechanosensitive monoatomic ion channel activity. The transcript is spliced from 6 exons. Bases 64 to 2739 code for a protein of 891 amino acids. The record is from RefSeq and is a predicted model, not a curated record. Gene Ontology annotation, cellular component: plasma membrane.